This is a messenger RNA of Trichoplax adhaerens, 1053 nucleotides long. RefSeq lists its product as uncharacterized. Gene Ontology annotation, molecular function: G protein-coupled receptor activity. The record is from RefSeq and is a predicted model, not a curated record. Gene Ontology annotation, biological process: G protein-coupled receptor signaling pathway. The transcript has 2 exons. Bases 1 to 1053 code for a protein of 350 amino acids. Gene Ontology annotation, cellular component: membrane. NCBI's taxonomy places the organism in Eukaryota, Metazoa, Placozoa, Uniplacotomia, Trichoplacea, Trichoplacidae.
AUGAUUCGAACUGAUAGCAGCUUUGCUUGGAAUGCCAGUAAAAAUAAGAUCAUGAAUGUUUCCGGUAGCAUUUCUAAUAACACCUUCAGAAAUGGAACGAACAAUUACGAUAUUAUUAGGACUAUCGCCGCUCUUGCUACUUUCCCUUCUUUAAUUAUUGGAUGCAUUGCAAAUAUCUUUGUAUUUCGUAUUAUCACUUAUGAUCGUGAUUUCUAUAAGCCCACAUAUUAUUUAGUUCGUAUUUCUAUUAUUUCUGACACUGUUGUUACAUUAUUAGGUUGUGUAGCAGUUUUAGUCGGCGAUACUGUUAAGAUUAGUUAUGCUCUAGGUUCUAGUUUUUGCCGACUAUUUCUCUACACCAUAUUAAGUUCUUACUCCGUAUCUAUAUUUACUUUAUGCAUAAUAAGUAUUGAUCGAUAUUUUAUAACUUUAAAACCCUUUUCGAGAUUUUAUUUGCGUUAUAAAAGAAAAUUCUUAACUUCACUAGUAUUAUGUGCCGUAUUAAUGUCAGUUACUAUAAAUAUUCCAGUAAUAUUUUAUGUUGAUGUCUAUCCUGAUGACCCCGGGCUAUGCGAUUUUGUUAGUAUUGAUUCUUUCGCAAGAGCAUUUCUGAUGACAGCUAUCAUCACAAUGUACAUCGUACCAACUAUUAUUUUACUAUUCACAUAUGGCAGUAUAUACUGGCAUCAAUAUAACCAUAUUAGACCUGGAAAUAUUUCUGAACGAAGUCAAAAAGAUGAGCAAAUGAAAAGGAAAAAAUUCACUAAAGCUUUAAUUACUAUAACUGCAUCUUAUUUAUCGAUAACAUGGCCAUUCUUUGCUAUUGGAGUAGCUAUAAUCAUAACAGGAAAAUCACUACGAGAUAUAAAAAAUGAAAAUGCUACGUAUUAUAUUCUUUCUUUCUUAUCAUUUUCUACAACCCUUUUCAUAUCAGUAUUAAAUCCAUUUUUGUAUCUGAAAUUUGACUGCAAUAUUAAGAGAAAGGCUUGGCUUUACAUCCAAAAGUACUUCUUGUACAAGAACACUUCUAAACUACGAAUAAUAGCCAGCUAA